AACAAGGCAUGGCUCUCUAGCCUUGAAGGCAUCUUGAAAGAAUUCAAAAAAUCAACUGUACCUGAGAAACAACAAAUUGCUCAAGAUAUUUUGAUGUUGAUUCAACAAGAAUCCUUUCACAAAGAACAAGACAUGAAUUCUGUAUUGAAUCUAUCUGUAUUAGAGUUGUCUGAGAAUCCUAAUCGACCAAUGGGAAUCGGAAAAUAUUACGAAGAGAACAAUAGUCCUAAACAAAAAUCCAUAGAUAAAGUGUUUCAUGACCCCCUUUCAUAUUCGCGUAUCAUAAAAGAGAGUAGCACAAGAACAACAAAAGAGGCAACAGAAGAAUUUGGCCAACUUUGGCUUCAAUAUCCUAUGGAACACAAACUUAAGUUUGAAUGUUCUGUUGUUGAAUGUGAGAAAUUAGCGAGGAGAUUAAGGAAAUCAUGGCGCAUUGAAAUCAUUCAACUGAUUGGCCAAGAAUUUAUUGCAACAACAACAACAACAACAAAUUCCGAUGUGUUGAUUCAUGUUGCUUUAUUGGCACACCAACAAUUCGAAUUGACACUAAAAGCCAAACAAUUUAAAGACAUUUCGGAUUUCUUGAUUAAAAGACAGUUGGUUUAAUAAAAAUUAAGAUGAUGGAUUUCCAUUUUCGACCAUGGUAUUGUCAGGGGCAUUUAAACAAGACUGAAUUAGAUUUUUACCUUCUGGUUUAGUUACAAGUGGUUGUAGUUUUGGUGUUGUAAAGGUAUAUACAAGGCCUGUUUCUGACACAACAAGCAGCAAGACUUGAGUUCCCGUAAGUGUACUGAGUUCAUACGCCUAGUUCAUAUAUAAGCAACAGG
Gilbertella persicaria is the source of this 827-nucleotide messenger RNA. RefSeq lists its product as uncharacterized. The record is from RefSeq and is a predicted model, not a curated record. Bases 94 to 606 code for a protein of 170 amino acids. Lineage: Eukaryota; Fungi; Mucoromycota; Mucoromycetes; Mucorales; Choanephoraceae. The transcript has 6 exons.